Messenger RNA from Radiomyces spectabilis, 1938 nucleotides. RefSeq lists its product as uncharacterized. The transcript has 3 exons. NCBI's taxonomy places the organism in Eukaryota, Fungi, Mucoromycota, Mucoromycetes, Mucorales, Radiomycetaceae. Bases 355 to 1587 code for a protein of 410 amino acids. The record is from RefSeq and is a predicted model, not a curated record.
CUCAAUGGUUCGACGGAUAUGUUUGAACCCCGCUCAUUUUUUCGCUCAGGGAACUGCAUCUACUGUGCUACUUUCAAAUUAUCAUGCAUUUGGCCAUUCUGCCGCAACAGACUGAGAAAACGAAUUCGCUCAUCACUCUGAUCAGAUUACAGGUCAGUUUAGCUCGCAUACAGCGACCCGUAAACGGUUCUUGUUGUCUCUUUUUAUAUUUUUCUUAUGCUUUUUUCCCUCCUUGGUCUUCCUUUCUUCUUCUUCUUCUUGUUCUUCUGAAUUUUGCUGUCUUGUGAUUUGCCGCUAUCCUCCCUUCUUUCUUAAAAAUUAUUACCAUCUUCUUUCUUAUAUACGGCGGUUCCCAUGAAAAGAUCAUCGUUACAUCGACACUCGUGCCCUUCGCUACAACCAUUAGACCUUCCGCACUAUCCGCUCAAGUCAGUCGCUUCCAAAGAAUUACAGGCUACAGGCUUUUCAAUACUGGAACAGCGAAUACAACCUACCAAGAAUGCUUCUUUCUCAUCAUGUGAAAGACUAGGCUGUCCAUCGCAUAAACGAUCCAUGGAUUCCUUUGUCAGUCCGCUCACCACGAAAAACCUUCAAUACCACACUCAACAACACGCCGUCCAUUAUCGAAGAUCAAGAUUCACGCAUAUCGCAUCGUUUGUCGAGUCGCAACGUGAAAUGCUGAAAUUGGAACUCCAGUUACAGCAGCAACGGAAGGCGGAGAUACAAUCCCUGAUUCCGCUGGACCUCGGAGCAACGAACCAAGAGCUGAUUCAAGAUAACACUAUCUACGAUGAAUUCCCCAUUCCACCGAGUGAUCACCCACAACCCCUCCUCAAUGAUAGAAAAGUAGAUAUAUUACCAUUAUCGCCAAAGAAAAUUGGUAUCAAGGAUAAACGACCUUUGCAAACCCUUUCGCGGUGGAUCCGAUUAGGAAAAUCCUAUUGUUUGAAACUCCAGCGUAACCAUCGAUCACCACCGUCCCCUGAAUCUCCUACACCUGCAUCACGGCCUCGACCGACGUCUGAAUAUGUCUUGAAGCACACAUCUUGGUGCCCCAGCAUCCCUUACGAGCAAUAUAAAGAAGAGAAAUCAUCCAUGAUUCGUCAAGCCUUGUUUGAUCUCCGACAUACAAAAAUGACAUGUGCCGAUGGAAGCAUGCGCGAUCCACUAUCUCACAGUGACAAAAUUGCAGAAUCGUCAUCCACACGGUAUUAUAAAAGAGAUUCUGGAAUCUCUCUUUGGAUGUCAUCGACGAAAUCAUUGUUACACCGACAAAAGCAAGAUAGUGCCUCUGCUUAUGCGCAACGUCGAUUAUCAGGAUCGGUAUUUCGCCUGUUCCCACAACCUACGGCGUCCAAAGAACCAAAAGAUGAGCUGCUGGCAUGGCGAUAUCCAAAAAUGGCUGCAGUGCAAGAUUUAAGAGACGCCGCUAUCCAACUCUUACUCGAUGAAUCGGCUCCAGUCUGUGAGCAGCCCACCGAUGCUGACCAAGGUGAUUCGCAACGCCAGAAUCACUACCGUUUUUCCUACCCUUGUGAUAAACUACGUAUGACGACCACUGUGCUCCCAUUAGAGUCCGAAUCUUAGCAUCAGUUCAGUCAAAAACUGGUCCCAUGGGAUACCGCGGGUGCUGCUACUGCUAUAGGAAGAUCGGCAUGGGGGAAUGGCCCCUAAUUCCUACUGCGAACGAUUAACUGUCCAUAAAUGCUUGAAGCAGCGGGAUGAAAUUUUAAGUGGACUACUCUUCUUUUUCGCAAAAUAGUGCUCAUCACUACCUGCUAGACUACAGUAGUCUGGCUAAUGCGAACCAAAAACAAGGUGUUAUCAUUUGUUUUUUGUCUUUAAUAUUGAUAUCUACCAUGCAUGCAUGAUAUUCCUCUGUUCAUGAAAUUGACCUGCGUGGGGUCCCUUAUAAGAAGAACAUGCUUUAAAAAGUUU